GAAGAAGAAGAAGAGGGAGGAGGAAGAGAAAUAAAAGCACUUCGACGAGCACAGACCGACACUUUCUUCACCGGCACCUUUUGCUUCCACGCAGAAAUAUACUUUAAAUGGCACACUUUGGGCGGAAAAAGAUCCCCUUUGUGGGGGGAGGAGUGGACCCUGGACGAGUUUAAGGAGAAGAAGGAGGGCAGAACUUUCUUCCUCCUUCACUUGUGUGCAAGAAUGGGUGCUGGAGCUCUGACCAUCUGUCACAACAAGGCGGCGGUGCAGGUGAAGGAGGACAUGAAAAGGAUGGUUCAGAUGCCCAUGCUGAGACCCAGGUCAGGUGGGGCCAAGCACACCAAGCUGUUUGGGGCGUCCCUGUUGGAGCUGCAGGACAAGGGGCUGAUGGAGGACGGCGUGCCUCUGGUGGUGAGGAGGAUGGUGGAGCAUCUAUGCAAGAACGCUUUGCGGCAGGAGGGUUUGUUCAGGGUGAACGGCAACGUCCGCGCUGUGGAGGCCUUGAGACAGCGGCUGGAGAACGAAGAAGACGUGGACAUGAGCGACUCGGACAUAUGCACGGUGGCCAGCUUGCUAAAGAAGUACUUAAGGGACUUGCCUCAGGGCCUUGUGGACUCUGCCGUCCAAAAGGAGCUGAUACUUCACUAUCAAGAAUGCGGCGACGAUGGCUCCUGCUCAGACCUGCGGGACCUGCUGAAGCAGCUUCCAGAUGCCCACCACAGCCUGCUGCGUUACUUGUGUCACUUCCUCACAAAGGUGGAGAGCAACCAAAAGGAGAACCGCAUGACCGCACACAACCUGGCCACUGUGUUUGGGCCCAGCGUCUUCCACGUGGCUGCCAGGAUCGAGGCCUUGAACGAUCAGAAUAUCUGCAACAAGAUCCUGGUGCGGCUCAUCCAGAACCACGACAGCAUAUUUGAGACGGACAACAAGCAAGAAGAAGAAGAAGAAGAAGAGGUGGCGGAGGAACUGGCAGAUGUCGUUCUGGUCAAGGUUGUGACAAAUAUCCCAGAAGUUCAGCGCCAAGGCAGUGAUGCACGGCUUAGGAGAAGGAAGGUGAGGAGGGUGGCGAGUGGCGACGACACCCAUGUGCCCCCCCGGCCCGUGCGCCCGGCCCCGCCGUCUCACGGAGAUCGGCCUCUCGCCGUACCAAUGGGGUUCCCCCCGGCGUCGAGCACCAGCCCGGAGGUUAUGGAGACGACUCACACGCCUCACAGAGACACAACCAUGCCUGCCUAUUGCCAUGGCAACCUGGACGUCAGGUCCUCCAUUGUUGUCAGGGAGGCCCUCAGAAGCUCCCAAGAUGACGAGAGACCCAUAUCGCCUUUCUACAUAAGUCCACUCUGCUCACCCGUGCUUCGCUCACCUGAAGUGGUAGACAUCCUGGACCGGACCAUACGUUCCACGGUGGAGCAGCACCUCUUCGACGUCGAUGCUGGCCAGUCGACCCAGAGGCGGCCAUCUCCCAAGGAUGCCCUGACCGCCAGACAGCGGCGGCGUCAUCGUAGAGAGCAGCAAGAGGACGGCUCAAGUCCCAGAGAAAGAAGCAGAGCCGACACCAACAAGGAGAACAUCCCGUCGUCAGGAGGCGGCAGGAGAAGCGUGGGGGUGGACAUAGGCGGCAGCGUUGGCGUGGACUCACAGGCCGGACAGAGCGAUCUGUUGGUGCGAGUGCCUAAAGCCAGGAAGUGGAAACACAACCCAACGCUAGUGCAGCUCAACAUAGACGCCCACAAAGAGGUCGGUGGCGUUUCGGGAGCCUCUGAGAGAACCAGGUCCGACCACAUGGAGCCACCUAAGAAAAGGAAUCACGCGUCACGAAAAGAUGACAUUACUUCUCCCACGCUGACGCUCAGGAUGAAGAUCCAGGAGUCGCCCGCCAUUCGCGACCCCAGGCUCGGCGGGGGCGGGGAGGUGCGGGGCUCGGACCCCGAGCGGGACAAGGCGAGCUGCGAGGACGUGCCUCGGCUGGACCUGACGACGCUAGGCCAGGACAACAGCAACUGGGGAGAACCGGUACCGGCCUUCUCGUCCCUGCGGAGGGACAGCAUGGACCGCGAGGAGGCUGGUCUGUCGCCGCACGCCGGAGGUUUGCUGAUUCGCCAGCUGCUGGAGGAGGACAGCGACCCCAUGCCGUCCCCUCGCUUCUACGGCUACGGACAGUGCCAGCAGUAUCUGGACGACACCGAAGUGCCUCCGUCGCCGCCCAACGCCCACUCCUUCAGCAGUCGCAGGAGGAGUUCCUCGCUGGGCUCCUGUGACGACGACAAGGAGGAGCUGACCACCGCCCAGCUCACCAAGAGGAUCCACGUCCUCAAAAAGAAGAUCCACAGGUUCGAGGAGAAAUUUGAAGAUGAGCGGAAAUACAGGCCUUCCCACAGCGACAAGGCUGGAAACUCUGAGGUCCUCCGAUGGGUCAACGAACUGGCCAGGUUGCGCAAAGAACUAAAAGAACACAAGCUGAUGAAGUCCGAGGAGGAUCCCCCGCCUCUGACCCGCCAGCGCAGCAACACGCUGCCCAAGAGCUUCGGCUCGCAGCUGGAGAAGAAGACCCAGCAGGAGAAGGUGCCCAAGCCCCCCGUGGAGAGCACGCUGGAGGGCAUCCUGAAGAAGCUGCAGGAGAAGCGCGAGGAGGUCAACCGCCCCGAGGACAUUAAGGAUAUGACCCGGGAGCAGUUUGGAGCGGAGAAACUUGCUCUGCAGAAAGCUCUUCUCCACUACGAGAGCAUUCAUGGACGACCUGUGACCAAGAGCGAGAGGCAGAUCAUGAAGCCGCUGUACGACCGAUACCGGCUGGUCAAGCAGAUCCUGUGCAGAGCCUCCACCAUCCCCGUCAUCGGCUCGCCCUCCAGCAAGCGUCGAGGCCCCCUCCUCCAGCCCAUUAUCGAGGGCGAAACCGCACUCUUCUUCGACGACGUCAAGGAGGAAGAAGAGGGAUCCGAAGACGAGGGCGACGCCAAGACGCAGUUCUCCAUGACCGCCAGGCCCGACCUGAACGUGCUCAACUUCCCGGGUCACGCGGAGCAGGAAGUGGACGGUUUCAUUUCCCCCGUGGACGAACUUUGUCCUUCUAUCAACGCCACCACCGACAUGCGACUGUCCAACCUGCACUCGGCCACCACGCAAGAACUGGUGGAACAACUCCAGGAGGCCCGAGAGGAGAAGAAGAGAAUCCGUAAAACCCUCAAAGAAUUUGAAGAGCAAUUCUUUCGGCAAAAUGGAAGGACCGUCCAGAAGGAGGACCGUUCCCCGCUCGCAGUGGAGUACAACGAGUACAAACACAUCAAAGCCAAGCUGAGGCUGCUGGAGGUCCUCAUCAGCAAAAGAGACGACACCAAGUUGGUCUAAAAACUGGAUUUUUUUAUUAUCUCCAAACUGCGGACGAAACCCUCAACAAUUACACUUUUAAUAAUAAUAAUAAUAAUAAUCACCACUCAUUUUUCCUCUCCUUUUCACCAUAUUUCAACCACAAGAGGAAAUAUACCAAGUCUUCAAAUGAAGCCAUCACGUUCACCCAUUUGUUAGAUUUGUCGUAAAUGAAUCGGCGAUUUUCCACAUUUAACGUAAAAAAAACUUCCUGGCUAAAGUGAUUUGACUGCUGAGACAAAAGAGUACUCGGGGCUACAAAACACGAUAACAAAACGUAAUAAAUCGAGAAAAUUUGCCAGACUUAAGUUGAUAUUGUGAAAAAAAAUGGUAUUUUACGGGAAAAAAUAUUUAAUAUUUUUGUUGUAUUUUAUUAUAUAUAUAUAUAUACCAUAUUUUUCGGACUAUAAGGCGCACUUAAAAUCCUUUCAUUUUCUCAAAACUCGACAGUGCCUAAUGUACGGAAUAAUUCUGGUUGUGCUUACCGACCUCGUAGCAAUUUUACUUGGUACAUGGUGCAAUGAUAAGUGUGACCAGUAGAUGGCAGUCACACAUACUGCGGACGAAACCCUCAACAAUUACACUUUUAAUAAUAAUAAUAAUAAUAAUAAUCACCACUCAUUUUUCCUCUCCUUUUCACCAUAUUUCAACCACAAGAGGAAAUAUACCAAGUCUUCAAAUGAAGCCAUCACGUUCACUCAUUUGUUACAUUUGUCGUAAAUGAAUCGUUGAUUUUACACAUUUAACGUGAGAAAACUUCCUGGCUAAAAUGAUUUGGCUGCUGAGACAAAAGAGUACUCGGGGCUACAAAACACGAUAACAAAACGUAUUAAAUCGAGAGAAUUUGCCAGACUUAAGUUGAUAUUGUGAAAAAAAAUGUAUUUUACGAGAAAAAAUAUUUAAUAUUUUUGUUGUAUUUUAUUAU
Nerophis lumbriciformis (worm pipefish) is the source of this 4291-nucleotide messenger RNA. RefSeq names its product family with sequence similarity 13 member A (gene fam13a). Lineage: Eukaryota; Metazoa; Chordata; Actinopteri; Syngnathiformes; Syngnathidae. The record is from RefSeq and is a predicted model, not a curated record. Gene Ontology annotation, biological process: signal transduction.